AAAUAGUGUUUGAAAAGAGAAAGAACAAGAGGAGGCAAAGGAAAUGGAGAUGGGGGAACAAGAACUAGAAGAAGUGGAUGAAAUUAGGUAUUUAGGGUACAUACUGCAAAAAAACGGGAGCAACGAGAAGCAUAUUCAAGACAGAAAAAGGAGGGCAACAAUUGCGAUGAAGAAGACAUGGAGCGUAGGAGAACGGAUAUUUAAAAGGGACUACAAGAGGAGAAUGAGGAUGUUUGGAGCACUGGUAGAGAGUGUAGCGCUGUAUGGAGCGGAGGUGUGGAGAUGGAACAUAGAGGAGAGACUGGACAGGGUAAAAAGGAGAUACGUGAGAUGGUUGCUAGGCUUAGACACAACAACGCCAAACUACAUCCUCAGAGAGGAGUGUAAGAUAGAGGAAAUUAGAGAAAAGGCACUGAAAAGAGCAGUAAGGUAUGAGAAGGAGAAAGCCUUGGAAUCGAAGAAGGAAUUAGUGAAGGGAUGUAUAAAGGAGAGAGAAAGGAAUUGGGGAAAGGGCCAAGAAGGGAAAAGAGCAAGGAAAAGAAAGAUGAGAUUAGAGGAGGCGAAAGAGGGAAGGACUCGAGGAGAGGCAGGAGAUAGACAAGAAAGGAUGACAGCGAACCAGAUCAUAGAAGAAAGAAGGAAAAGAGAAACAGAGGAGAGGGAGAAAAGAAUAAGGGAAUCUAAAUACAACAAAUACUACAGAAACAUGGCAAAAGAAGGACUACCAAAGUACCUAGAAGGAAAGAUGAAAUGGGAGGAUAGAAAUAUGGUAGCAAGAUUCAGAUGUGGUAACGGAACCAGGGCAAGGAAACACUGGAAAGAGGAAGGAGAAAGAGGAUGCAGAUUUUGCCGAAAAGGAGAGGGGGACCUGAAGCACGUAGUAGAGGAAUGCGAGAUUACAGGAGGAGCAAGGAACAUGGGGGAAGUGCUAAAGGAAACGGGAGAAGGACUGGCAGAAUUGAAAGCGAUAAUAGUGAAGAGAAGAGCAGCAGAAGAGGGGGAGGAACGACAGGGAGGGAGCACAGCAAGGAAGUAA
This is a messenger RNA of Bombus impatiens (common eastern bumble bee), 1036 nucleotides long. RefSeq lists its product as uncharacterized. Bases 44 to 1036 code for a protein of 330 amino acids. Lineage: Eukaryota; Metazoa; Arthropoda; Insecta; Hymenoptera; Apidae. The record is from RefSeq and is a predicted model, not a curated record. The transcript has a single exon.